Acanthosepion pharaonis is the source of this 606-nucleotide messenger RNA. The record is from the annotation of a GenBank genome assembly. Lineage: Eukaryota; Metazoa; Mollusca; Cephalopoda; Sepiida; Sepiidae.
AUGGAUCACCCGGAGUGGAAAGCAUUUAUAGAAUUUCCCCUGAUCCCUGCAGCACCCUCUUUCAAAAAUCAUUUAGGCUUGAAAUCCCCUAUAGUAAUCAGCGAUAGUGCACGCGGUUCAUAUUUUCACAACCUCCCCAAAUCUAUCACCACCCGCCAGGAUAGCGUCUCUAUCUAUCUAUCUAUCUCAUCUAUCUAUCUAUCUAUCUAUCUAUCUAUCUAUCUAAUUCUUUUAAUAUCUAUCUAUCUAUCUAUCUAUCUAUCUAUCUAUCUAUCUAUCUAUCUAUCUCAGUCUGUUUAUUAUCUAUCUGAAUUCUGUUCAUUAACUCAAUCAUUUAAUUAUAUCUAUCUAUCUAUCUAUCUAUCUAUCUAUCUAUCUAUCUAUCUAUCAAAUCUCAGCUGUUUGUAUCUAUCUCAGUUUUUUAUAUCUAUCUAUCUAUCUAUCUAUCUAUCUAUCUAUCUAUCUAAUUCUUUUAAUAUCUAUCUAAUUCUUUUAAUAUCUAUCUAUCUAUCUAUCUAUCUAUCUAUCUAUCUAUCUAUCAAAUCUCAGCUGUUCGUAUCUAUCUCAGUUUUUUAUAUCUAUCUAUCUAUCUAUCUAUCUAUCUAA